CAAUACUAAUAACGCUAAAGGGAAGCUGUCGUAUUCAAGUGUUAACUAAACCUCCUGCCGUUCACAUUGGCUGUGAUAUUAUACAAAGUGUUUCCACGUGAAUUGCUAGUGAUAGCAUAGGUCGCUUUCACAACAGUGGUAUGUGUGGUAGUAGUAGAAGCAGCAGCAGUACCUGCAAGCCUUCAAAGUCACACCAACCGGAUGCCUGUCACAAUGAUAACGGAAAACAGACCAUUGUCUGGAUUGUGUGAUGUGGAUUUUCAGAUAUGAUGCUGUAAUGCUGCCGACAUGACAAAGGAGAUCAGCGGUUCAAUUUGGCCUCCAGAUCCUCACCACCCGCGAACCUCAGCAGCCAGAAUAUGACACCCACCUGAUCAACCCUAUUCCCUCCCUCCUUUCACAUUUCAUCCCCUGCUCCCUCCAUCUACACCUGCUCGUUCUUCACGUCCACCUCUUCCCUCCCCAUCCACCUGUUCCCCCUUCCCACCUCCUCCCCCUCUAACCCCCCCCUUCUGCCUGCAGUCCACCUCCUCUCCUCUCCUCUUCCCUCCCUUUUUCCCCCGCAGUCCUCCUACUGUACCAACACCACCUCCCCUCUCGCACCUCCUCAUUCCCACAACCAUGCUGCGCCUAUCUCGCUACCUCCGCCUCCGCCUCCUCUCCUCCCACUCCCCCUGCGCCGGCCGUCGGCCCCUGCGUGUGAGCCCCACGGCAGCCUCCCCGCGUGAUGACCAGGUGCUGUCUCAGCUUGAGGGCUGCUCUGGAGAGGAACAGCUGCUGGAGGUGGUGGGCCGGCAUAAGGCAAAGUUGUCCGUGGAGCACGUGGGAUGUGCCAUGGGCCUGCUCUGGCAGUUCCAGAGAGACAAGCCGCAGAUGCUGCGCACCACCGAGGCGGUGCGGGCACACCCCCAGUUCCUCACGCUGCGCGUCCUCGCAGAGAACAAGAUCAGCCUGAUGGACGACGCCACGGUGGUGGACAUGCUCUACAAUGCACUCCGGUUAAACGUGGAGCCCCAUGACUCUCUCAUCCAGCAGCUGGUCACAGAAGCCUGGAACAGACUCGACAGGUUUGAGAUGGCCACCCUGUCUAAGCUGUCCACCUGCCUGAGUGACCAGUAUCUACAGACCAGCCCUCUGAUGGGGGACAUCACUCAAAUCCUCAGCCAGAAGCUGCACUUGAUAGACGACGCCAGGGUCCUGACCAACUUCAUGAUCAGCGUGGCGACUCUGGCGUCCCCUCAGCUGCGUGACGCCCUCAUCGGGAAGGCAGAUGUACUGCUGGACAGCAUGGAUGACUCCAAAUACAACAACCCUCGCCGCGUGGUGCAGUUCAUGCGUAACUGUAAGCACGCUGACCGCGGCCUGCUGGAGAAGUGUAACCGGCUGCUGGUGCGGAACCUUCCGGCCAUGCGCAUCGAGGACAUCUCCAUGGUGACGGGGCUCUACCAGACGCUGCAGUUCAACAAGUGUGACUUCCGUCUGGGCUCACGGGAACGGCUGCUGGAGCUGCUGGACAACGACGCCGCCGAGCACACACACGCACACACACACACGCACACCGAGCCCGCCGUCUUCACCAAGCUCUUCGCUACGCUCGCACCCAUGGCCAGCACACACACACGCGACAGACUGGAGGCCAUGGCUCUGCUCCUGGCGGAUGAGCUGAGUAGUCAGCAGGCCCUGGCUGUAGCAGAGACCCUGGAGGAGAUCCAGUGCAGAAACCCACAGCUCAUCAACAAGAUAGCAUCCAUCCUGCAUAAGAGCCUGGAUCAGUAUCGGCCAGUGGAGAUUGCCAGGGUCGCACAGGUGCUGCUGUUGCUGCACUAUCAGAGCCCAGACCUCUACAGCCGACUCAGGGCCAUCAUGCUCAGGUAUCUGCAUUCUAGUGUGUUUCCGUACGAGGUGACCAUGUUGACGCGUGUGCUGUCGAUGUUGCCCUCUCCGCGUGCGGACGAGUCCAUGCUGGCGCGGGUAGAGGCGGUGCUGCCCCAGUGCACCAUCAACGACCUCAACACCUACGCCCUCGCUGUGGCCAAGUGGCUACGACAUGACCCCACCUACCUGCACAGUACGCCCAGCCGCUAUGUCAGGUUACUACAGAGCCUGAACCGCUAUGGUCACGAGCGUCUGCGUCUGGCGGACCGCUUGGAGGAGCUGCUGGAUGAGCUGCGGUACCUGUCGGGCGAGUGGUACGAGGACAUGCUGCUGGAGGACGCGGUGGCCGCGUGCCGACGCCUCAGCCACCAGAUCACCCCCGGCAACCUGCCCGACAUGGCCGUCGUCAUCACGCGCACCAACUACGUCUGCCCAGCCCUCCUAGACCACCUGGCCAAGGUGGCACUGGAGAAUAUCGAAGAGGUCCACUUCUCUGGCACCUAUGCCAUCCUGCUACCGUUUGCUGUGCUCAACUAUGAUACGCCGUUGGUGGAUGAGCUCUUCAACGCCUGCAUACAACACCUCAUACCUCACAUUGGUUCGUUUGACCCCCAUCUGCUGGUGCUGUUGGCGUAUGCUCUGGCCCUGGCCGACUAUUUCCCAGAGGAGGUCAUCAAGGAGAUCUUCAGCGUAGACUUCCUCGCAAGACUAGACUCACAACUGGAGACUCUUCCGGAUGCCCUGAACAUGCGUAUCCGUCUGCGUCUGAUGGAGUUGAACAGGGCCGUGUGUCUCGAGUGCCCAGAGUAUCAGGUGCCCUGGUUCCACGACCGCUUCUGCAGACAGCACCAGAGGAGAGGUAAUGGUUCAGUGACUCCUGUGCAGCAGCAGAUCCACAAGAUGCUGGGAGAGGUGCUGGGGGGAAUCAACUGCGCUCGCGUCUCCGUCACAACGCCAUACUACUACACCGUCGACUUUGAGUGUGUGUUGGACCGCCAGGGCCAGGCGGUGCCCUAUACAGCCCCCACCCACCUGCACAUCCGGGAGAACGGCAAGGUGCAGUGGGAAACACAGACGCCCGAGCAGGAGAGACUAGCAGAACUACCCCCCGGCGCUCAGAGGAUUGCCGUGGACUUCCUGGGACCAAAGUCAUUCUGCAGAAACUCACGGCUGCCGAAAGGAGAGAUCCUGAUGCGGAGACGGCACUUGGAGAUUCUUGGAUACCGUGUCAUCCAGAUUCCUCAUUUCGAGUGGAACUCUAUGGAGCUGUCCACCCCAGACGCCUGGAAGCAGUACCUCAAGAAGAGGAUAUUCCAAGCACCACCAUGACGAAUACAAAGAGACUAUUAUACCUACUUAUGUGCAUCUUAAUAUAUUUUUGUAAAAGGUCACAUUCUACAUUAUGUUGCCAAAGCGUUCCAUGAAUGUUUGGACAUGGUUUGCCGAUGAGAUAAACAUCGGGACUACAUACAGUACAAGGGAGAGCUACUGUACCUGCAGUGGCUGUUGAAAUGCACUGUGGACUAAAUGAACAAUGCAGAAGUGUUACUUACCAAACGACAAAAAAAGAAGAUGGAUGCCUUGGGAAAUACAGUAUAUCAUGUGUUUGAUCGUUGGAAUACCAUUGCUACUGAAUGUCUAAUAAAUCAUUUUGUGGUCUUUUG
Engraulis encrasicolus (European anchovy) is the source of this 3539-nucleotide messenger RNA. RefSeq names its product FAST kinase domains 1 (gene fastkd1). The coding region runs from base 622 to 3204 and encodes 860 amino acids. The transcript has 18 exons. Gene Ontology annotation, cellular component: ribonucleoprotein granule; mitochondrial matrix. The record is from RefSeq and is a predicted model, not a curated record. Gene Ontology annotation, molecular function: RNA binding. Lineage: Eukaryota; Metazoa; Chordata; Actinopteri; Clupeiformes; Engraulidae. Gene Ontology annotation, biological process: mitochondrial RNA processing; regulation of mitochondrial mRNA stability.